Lucilia cuprina (Australian sheep blowfly) is the source of this 2578-nucleotide messenger RNA. Its product is annotated as basic-leucine zipper transcription factor A-like. The coding region runs from base 151 to 2478 and encodes 775 amino acids. The transcript has a single exon. NCBI's taxonomy places the organism in Eukaryota, Metazoa, Arthropoda, Insecta, Diptera, Calliphoridae. The record is from RefSeq and is a predicted model, not a curated record.
UACAGAAAACUAUUUGAUGAUGAUACUCAUCUCUAACUGAAAAUGUUUAAUUACCUAUGACAAGAUUAUCAGCAACAGCAAGAGCAAUAGCAACAAAAUAGAAAUUUUUAUUCGUAGUCAAACUAUUGUCAAUUAACAUCAACAUGUGCCAUGGAGGCUUGUUUGGGUUUAGGCCGAAGUCAACGCAAUCUAAACAAGCAACAGCAAAAAGAAUUGAAACAACAACAGCAACAACAUACACAAUUGCAACAGCAAAAACAGGCAACACAACAGAGUAUUGUGACCAAUCAAAAUUACUAUACAACACAACAGCAACCACAAAAUCAACGUCAUCUAGUAGCACGUGGACAAACCACAAAUGUUGCGGGUACAACGGUUUUGAAACAACAACAGCAACAACAACAACAACAACAGCAGCAGCAUUUAAUAAAGCAUUUGGACAACAACAGCCAUUUGCUGUUAAGACAUCAAGAGCAAAAUUUGCUAAAACAAAAUGUGGCACACAAUACAGCAACUACAUGUACGACAACACCUAAAUACAGAAAUACAGGAGCAGCAACAACAAAUAUGCAACAGUCUUCAUCAUCACCAUCUUCUAUUGAAAGUGUUGGUGGAGGAGGUGCUGGUGUUGGUAGUCAGCCUGUCAUGUCAUUUCAAAAGAGUACGGUAACGGUAGAAGUCACCACCACUUUACCCUCCACCAUAAGUCCCACAAAUACUGGUUCAAUUGUCACAAAUUCAAAUAUCAAAAGUUUUCGCAAGAUUAACCGACAUCAACAACAACAACAGCAGCAGCUCCUUCAACAGCAUCAGCAACAACAACACUAUCAGCUUCAACAUCAACAACAGCAAAUGGAAUCUGAUUUAGAUGCCAUUGAGGUUUGUGCAGACCAGGAGCCUAUGGUUUCCUUUAAGGGUGGUGGCCUGCUACGACAAACCAAAACUUUGGGACGUUUAAAUCAUCAGCAUCAACAUCAUCACAGUAUAGAGGAUCAUCAUGGUCAAUGGUCCAAUAUGCCACAAACAACAUCAUUACAAUUACUGCAGUUGCAGCAGCAACAACAACAUGACUAUUCAUAUGCCUACUAUGAACCAGGAGCAGCUAUGAGACACACUAAUAUUCCGCAUACCGAACUAAUGGCAGGAGAAGAAGAUUUAACCCCGGCACCACCCAACUCCAUGAGAGCUUUACUGUCUAAGGGAAAGAAGAACAAACUAUUAGUCUCACCCGCCACACGACAGUCUUAUCAAACACGUUUAACUCAACAGCAAGGUCAUGGGGCCGCCACAGCUAGCGCUCAUCAAACAACAGCCAACUGCAGCAAUAUUUCCACACCGGAAAACUUUUACGAAGAGAUAUCAGCUUCCUCUACAUCCUCCUCAUCAAACUCUAUGACCAGUCAUCAUCAGCUGAGGGCCACUUCCCAUUCGGCUGGUUCGCUAACACAAACACUGGUGGAAGAAGAACUGAGAAGAGUACAAAAUAGACAUCAUAAGAUUUUAGGCGAACUCAACUUGUCCGUCGAAGCCAUGCUAAUGCCAGAUAGUCCACCCAAUAGUAGUCCCACUGCCAAAGAACCAACGGUGCCCUCGGUGAGUGUUACGCCUGCGUCGGGGCAACCUCUGAGAUUGACGUCAUCCUCGGCGGAUAAUAUAUGUGAUACGGCGCUGUCCGGAGGACCAGCAGAUGAUUUUAUUUCACCCAUACCCAAUUCGGCAACGGUAAGUGCUGGUCUUUUGCAAUCCUCUUGUCUAGCGGCUGAUUUAGAUAGUGGUUUUAGUGGUUCCAGUGGUGCUAGUUACAUUGGCUCGUUGCGUCUGCACAAAACAAAUGCCCUUAUGAGUUCUCGAUCCACCAGCCAGACAACAGCAACAGCGUCUACAGCAGCAGCCGCAGCCAAGACUCAACAAAGUGCCUUUGCUUAUGCCACACAAAGCUGCCGUUCAUUUCAAAGAGCCAACGCGGCAGCCACAGCCAAUACAAAUGUAGCAGUUAGCGGCAUUAAUACUAAUGCAGCAUUGGCAUCAGCUUCAGCAUCAUCAACAUCGUCGUGUACCAUCAAACAUUUACCUCAGAUCCAUCAAAACACUAAACACAAUAUGCCACAGCAACCACUCCAACAACAACAGCACAGUCAUCUACACCAUCACCAUCAUCUCCACAACCAUCAUAAUGCUGGUAUAACAACCUGCUCAUCCAACACCUCGUCCUCUUCCGUUUCCCAUCAAGAUGAUUCCACCAACUCGUCGGGUUUUUUCACACGUGCCUCGUGUGGUCGUCGUAUUUUAAAUUGUGCCAAAAUAAGAGCCGCCGAAGAUCCCGGUCCCAUGGUGGUGAAUGCACAACCCAUCGAAUCAAAGGCACGUAGUUUUUGGAAUCGCAAAGGUUGGCGUAAAUUACCUGGCUUCUCAACAUCCACCUCAAGCAUUAAUGAUACGGGUUUAUCAACAGGUAAGUGCAUCUUCCAUUCAUUUUGAAAUUGUGAAUGCUUUCCAUUUUUGCCUUUUACCAUAAAUAUUUUUAUGACAGUUUUGCGCGCGUGUGUAUCUUAUGCAAGUCCCGAUUUUUUAUUGUUUC